This is a messenger RNA of Zygotorulaspora mrakii, 1260 nucleotides long. RefSeq names its product nucleoside transmembrane transporter FUN26 (gene FUN26). Gene Ontology annotation, biological process: nucleoside transmembrane transport. The coding region runs from base 1 to 1260 and encodes 419 amino acids. Gene Ontology annotation, molecular function: nicotinamide riboside transmembrane transporter activity; nucleobase transmembrane transporter activity. Lineage: Eukaryota; Fungi; Ascomycota; Saccharomycetes; Saccharomycetales; Saccharomycetaceae. The transcript has a single exon. The record is from RefSeq and is a predicted model, not a curated record. Gene Ontology annotation, cellular component: plasma membrane; fungal-type vacuole membrane.
AUGCAAGCUGAAAAUAAUGGCCAUGAGCCCAUUGUGGUUCAAGAGCAUGACUUUGAAGAGCUUUCUGUUUGGGAAAGCAUGCGAGAUUUGAAAUAUUUGACAUUCCUCUUUAUCGGCAUUGGGCUUUUAUGGCCGUGGAAUUGUAUUUUAAGUGCUACGUUGUAUUUCAAACAUGAUGUGUAUCACGAUGAAACCAUUUGGGCGAAGAUAUUUACCAGUUCAAUGAUGACUGUCUCAACUACGUCGUCAGCACUUUUCAACAUUUGGUUGGCCAGAAGACAACAUAGUUAUUCAGUACGCGUUAUCCGCGGUUUGAUUUGGGAAAUAUUUGUAUUCGUGAUUUUGGGACUAGUCACUCUCGCUCAUUCAGUCGUACCGUUAUGGGCUUCGUUUACCUUUGUGAUGGUGCUGGUCGCUAUCAGUUCAAUGGCAACAGCCAUGACUCAGAAUGGGAUCAUGGCAAUUGCCAACGUAUAUGGUCCAAAAUUUAGUCAGGCAGUUAUGGUAGGUCAAGCAAUAGCCGGUGUUCUUCCCUCAAUUGUUUUAUUUGUUAUAUCAUUUUUUGGCGAUCCUUCUCAUCAGAGUGUCAGCGGAAUUUUACUGUAUUUCCUCACAACUGCACUUGUGGCUACGGUAUCUAUCGUUCUAUACCGUGCCACCAAGAUUGACGCAAGAUUAAAAAAUGUAAACAAUCUGAUGACAAAAUCUCCAGCUAUCUCAUUCACCGUCCUUUUCGAUAAAUUGAAAUACCUUGUACUAUCGAUUUUUACCACGUUUGUCGUUACCUUAGUUUUCCCACUGUUCGCAAACACUGUACCUGUAAAAGGUUUACCGUUGGAAAACUCACAAUAUGUUCCGCUUAUUUUCACUAUUUGGAAUCUAGGCGAUUUACAUGGUAGAAUAAUUGCAGAUUGGCCAAUAUUUAGAAGCUCGGCAUUUGGCCCAGCAAAGGUAUUUGCAUACUCCGUGUUGCGAAUCCUUUUCAUUCCAAUCUUCCUCUUAUUUAGUGCAGGUGGAUCCAGACAAGGCUCCUUUUUGAUGUUGCAGGAUGCAUUUUACAUUAUUAUCCAGUAUGCCUUUGGACUAACUAACGGUCAUGUAAUUUCAAUUAGUUUCAUGAAGGUUCCCGAGGAGCUAUCGAAUGAUGAAGAAAGAGAGGCAGCAGGUGGCUUCACGAACAUAUUCGUUUCCACCGGGUUAACUUUGGGUAGUAUUGUCAGCUAUUUCUUUGUAUACAUAAUUGCCGCAAUCACGAAAUAG